Molecule: messenger RNA, 3534 nt
Organism: Cyphomyrmex costatus
Lineage: Eukaryota; Metazoa; Arthropoda; Insecta; Hymenoptera; Formicidae
Exons: 15
Coding region: 54-3506 (1150 amino acids)
Biological process (GO): protein folding; protein peptidyl-prolyl isomerization
Molecular function (GO): peptidyl-prolyl cis-trans isomerase activity
Source: RefSeq, a predicted model, not a curated record
UUGGCCUUUGUGUUUAUGCUUCUCGUGAUCAGUUGUAAUAAGAGGUUAUAAAUAUGAGUAAUAUUUAUAUACAAGAACCGCCUACUACAGGCAAAGUGAUAAUGAAAACAACAGUUGGCGAUAUAGAUCUGGAAUUAUGGACGAAAGAAGCUCCUAAGGCUUGCAGAAAUUUUAUACAGCUUUGCAUGGAGGGUUAUUAUAAUGAUACAAUAUUUCAUAGAAUUGUUAAAGGUUUCAUAGUGCAAGGUGGAGAUCCAACAGGAACAGGAGAAGGUGGUGAAAGCAUAUAUGGAUAUCCCUUUAAGGAUGAAUUUCAUACAAGAUUACGUUUUUGUCGGAGAGGAUUGCUUGCUAUGGCCAAUGCUGGCAAAGAUGACAACGGUUCUCAAUUUUUCUUUACACUUGGUGCGACACCCGAGUUACAAAAUAAGCAUACUGUCUUUGGAAAAGUCACUGGUGAAACAAUUUAUAACAUGCUUAAGUUAGAAGACGCGCUCGUAGAUGAAAAUGAUAGACCUCAGUAUCCACAAAAAAUUUUAAAAACUGAAGUCUUAAACAAUCCAUUCCAGGAUAUUGUUCCAAGAAUAGUACCUGAAAAGAAGGAAGAUAGCAGAGAAAAAAAGAAGAAUAAAAAGACUGGUGUAAAAAAUUUCAAGCUGCUAUCAUUUGGGGAGGAAGCUGAGGAAGAUGAAGAAGAGUCAUCAAUUUUAAAUAAACAAUAUAGUGGCAAAGGAAAAUCAGCGCACGACUGUUUAUCUGAUCCAAAGUUAAGCUCACAGUCUGUGAUCGAACCUACUGAACCACCAAGUAAAAAAAUCAAAGGGGAAUCCAGCAGCGAUUGUGUGAGUGAUGAUGAAACACGAUCUCCAGAAGAAUUGGCUGCUUUGAAACAAGAAAAAGAAGCUAUGAAAGAGAGAAUCAAGAAUAAAUUGAAAGACUCUAAAAAGAUUUCCCAAUCAAAAUCGAAAAUCGAGAACGAUGAAACGAAAGAUGAAAGUAUAAAUGAAAAUGCGGUUGAAGAAGUUGAAGAAUAUUAUUUCGGAAAAGAUCGAGAGGAAGAACGAAAGAAAAAGGCUGAAGCAAUAAGGAAAGAAAUACGCGAUCUAAAGCGCAGCGUACAAAAUGAAAAGAAAGCAAAGGAGAUAGAUCAAAAGCAACAAACUGAAAAAAAGGAAAGUAAGUCUGAAAUAAUGAAAGAAUAUAUAGAGACACAGGAAAAAUAUAAAAAAGCUAAGGAAAAAUUGCCUAAGAAGGGUAAAACGCGUGAGGAUUUUACGAUGGAACUAUUUAAACAAUUCAAGAGUAAACUUCAAAAUGCCAAGGAACACACGAAUGAUAAUAUGACGAGUUCCGAUAAGAAGACGUCGAAAAAUACUGAGGACGACGAUCCGCAUGAUGAAUCUUGGUUGACGCACGCUUUGCACUGCGAAGAGAAGGCACCAGUGCUUGCCAAGGAUGCCAGCACGAAAGACGACGAUUGGUUCGAAAUUUACGAUCCACGGAAUCCAUUAAAUAAAAGACGAAGAGGAGAGAAAACCCACAAAUCUAAAGACAGCAAAAAAGGAGCAGAGGAUGGUAUUCGCCCUCGAGAUUGGCAACCGCGAAAAUCAAGUUAUAAAGUACCUUUUAGAGUGAUGCGAUUGUGUUUGCUGGGAAUGCUUUUACCAUUCGCAUUCAUUGUUGGGCCAUUGUAUCUACGAUACCGCGUAUAUUCCGAACAGCUAUAUGCUUUAGCAAUAUCAGAUCAAAGAUUGAUCGACAGCAGAGUAUCUACCGUUUGGUGUCAAAGCCAAGUGAUCAAAGUUAAUGCCACGUUCAACGCGUAUCUCAUGAGUAACGAGCCAGUGGUUGAAAAGGAAACGAUGCCCGUCUCGAUGACAAGACACCUCGUUAUGGAAGAUGACAUGAAGGAGUAUUGGGGAUUCUAUCUUUUGCAUGGCAGUAGUGUUACUGUUUCAACUUGUGUAAGAUGGCCAGGUGCUUCUUUAACAAUAAUCCGUGGCUUCAAAAAUCUUCAUGAGUGCGCUUUUAUCGGAGAUGACAGCAGCGAGGAACUCGAGGAACUCGUUGAAAUCGCUAAGGAAGAUGGUCUUCUUGAUGUAAAGAGCACUACGGAGGGAGUGCGUCUCAGCAAUGUACCUGACAAAAUGAGACGAGCAGACCAGAACAUACAUUUUCAUCAUGAAGAUAAAACUCUUCGUUUGAAUAUUUCUAACUCAUCUAAACAUCAAAGCAGUCACGAGUUGGACCCUGAAACGAUGCGAAAUAUUCUUACUCAGCUUUUGGCCAAGACCGAUCAUACAAAGAAAAAGCAGAAAAAAAAUCUGCAUCAUCAUUAUGAAGCAGUCUUUAGGGAUAUCAUCAAUGUGGAUAAACCAGUAACAAAUGAGACAACUCAUCCUAGAAAUUUACAAGACCAACUUCAGAAAGAAUCAAUGAACAGAUUUGAUAAUAAAAAAAAUAUAUCAGAAAAUGGUACAAAAUUCACACCGUUACCUUCAAAAAUACCAGUUUCUUUUCAAAAAGAGCAGUACAACUACAAUAAAUCUGAGAGCGAACAGAAUUCCACGUUUUCGCCUAAUCUGCGUCCAAAUUCCACAAUACCUAUCAGCAAGCAAAUGGAAUCGGCACAAGAAAUCAUGAAGGAGCAAGAAGAUUCAAAAGCCAAACUGCAGACAAACUCUGAGGAAGUGUUUCAAGAUGUUUUGCGAAAAAUCAAUUCGUUAGGUGAUCGCGGGAAACAGAUAUUGCAUAAAUUAAUGGAUACGAUUGACAUGCAAACCGGCGCCAAAGGUGCUGCGUUAAAACAAUUGGUGAACGACACGAUGAAUGAUAAGAAAUUAUCGAGAGAAGCUAAACGGCGAAGGAGAAGAGACUUAGUGCUUUCAUCGCCACUUUAUCAAGAAUUAACAGAGGAAGAUGAAGAUGGCGACGCAGCGAUAGAAGAGGAUAUGUUGCAUCCAGAUGGUAUUGCGGAAGAUCGAGGUACCGUAAACGAAACAACUUUAAACGAUAGAAGUAAUUCCGAGUUUUGGAGCUCGUUUAGCAGUUCUGAAGAACGGCUAUUGGAAUGCAAAGGUCUUAUCCUGAAUUUACCUUUAACACCACAUCGGUUUUGUACACCCAAACACGAAAGUGAUCAUUCUACGGCUUCCUUCGCCAAUACGGUGACAUAUAGAGUACCUCUAAAUGGAUAUUACUUCUUUGUCUUUAAUUCGGAAAAUGAAAUUCAACCUAAUUACGUAAGAGUGAAAUUUGACCUUUUAAAGACUGUUUACAAUACCUCAAAUCCCGUGCACGCAUGUAAAAAUAGCACAAAGGAGUGCUCAUUACCGUUUAAAAUAUUCAGUAAUGAAAGAACAGUAUUAGAAUUACCAUUAAGUGGAAAUGAUUCGCAAUGGAAUGAAGAAUAUAUUGGUGUGUCUGUUUGUGAACCGAGAACAAUGAUUUACACCAUUUGUGUUAUCAUGGUGCCCUUGCUGAUUCUUUGUUUCGCUUUUCAUUAGCAGAUUUAUCGAUACUACUUAUGUACGU